Scylla paramamosain (green mud crab) is the source of this 6399-nucleotide messenger RNA. RefSeq names its product bestrophin-2-like. The transcript has 15 exons. Bases 354 to 2339 code for a protein of 661 amino acids. The record is from RefSeq and is a predicted model, not a curated record. Lineage: Eukaryota; Metazoa; Arthropoda; Malacostraca; Decapoda; Portunidae. Gene Ontology annotation, molecular function: chloride channel activity.
CGCAAAUCUUGCUGUGGAACGCAAGAAUGUGGAAUGUCACCGCGCCGCAUACCACAGUAAUCAUUAAUUCUGUCACGCUACCAUGGCUGCAAGGACACGCUGGGCUGGCAACUGAAGGAACAAUGCCCUGAUUUAUAUUCAAUUGGGGCUUUUUAUUCCACGUUGUGCUGAGAGAACAUGGAGAAGAGUCGAAGAGAGUGGCUGGGAUGCAGAAGGAGCGUGUUUUAGGAGUAACCUGUUGAUCCUGCGUGACCCAGGGUUGUGGUGUGGUGAGGGAGUGGAGGUGAGGGGGAGGCAGCUGCAGGUGUGUGUAUGUCAAGGUGUCAGUUUGCAGCAGCAGACAGUGAGGCAACAUGACUGUCACCUAUACCCAUGAGGUGGCUGACUGCAAGGGUUUUGGGAACUUCUGGCGUCUUCUUUUCAGAUGGCGAGGCAGUGUGUACAAGCUGGUGUGGAUGGAUCUGCUCUGCUACAUCAUCAUCUACACUAUCCUGUCAGUGGUGUACAGGGUGGUGCUGGUCGAGGAACAGAAGAGGAUGUUUGAGAAAGUGUCCCUCUACUGCAACUACUUCAGUGACUACAUUCCUGUGUCUUUUGUGCUGGGUUUCUAUGUGUCCAUUGUGAUCAAGCGUUGGUGGAACCAGUACCAGACACUUAUGUGGCCUGACUCCCUGGCACUCUUUGUCUCCACCUGCAUGCACGGCCAUGACCGCCAGGGGAGACUGAUGAGGCGCACAAUUGUCCGCUACGUCAACUUGUCCUUCGUCCUCACCCUCACCAUGAUCACGCCAAGAGCCAAGAAGAGAUUCCCCACAUUGGACCACAUUGUAGAAGCAGGUUUCAUGACAGUGAACGAGAAGAAUGUGUUCUCUGCCAUGGUGAACAAGACCCCUCACCCUCUCUACUAUGUUCCCCUGGUGUGGGCUGGAACCCUAGUGUCUCGGGCCAGGAGGGAAGGGCGAAUUAGGGACGACUUUGCAGUAAAGACGAUGAUGGAUGAGCUGAACAACCUACGUGUCAAGAUUAACGGGCUGAUCAGCUAUGACUGGAUCAGCAUUCCCCUGGUGUACACUCAGGUGGUGAGUCUCUCUGUCUACACCUUCUUCCUGUCCACCAUCAUGGGGCGCCAGUUCCUCGACCCCAACCAGAACUACCCAAAGAACACCAUCGAUUUCUACUUCCCAAUCUUCACCAUAUUGCAAUUUUUCUUCUACAUGGGCUGGCUCAAGGUGGCUGAGUCCCUUGUCAAUCCUUUUGGUGAAGACGACGAUGACUUUGAGGUGAACUGGCUCAUUGACCGGAAUAUUCAGGUUUCAUAUCUCAUAGUGGACGAGAUGCACAAUGAACACCCGGAACUGACGCAGGACCUGUACUGGGACGAGGUGUUCCCGCAGGAGUUGCCAUACACUGUGGCAGCAGAGCAGUACAAGCGUGACCCUCCAAUGGGCAGCACCGCCAACCUGCGAGUGCCUGAGACUGAGCAGGAGUUUAUACCCACGCUGGAGGAAGUGAUGGAGGAGAAGACGGAGGAGAGCGGAGAAGCAGGAAAGACAGGCGGGACGCCACGAGUGAGGCGUUUGGACUCAGCAAGGUCCAUUGGGUCCUCAAUGUCUGGGCGGAAGAGUUCACUCAUGUCUGUUCUGCACAACAAGUGGCGACGCGGCGACCUCCGCAGCUCCACGGGCAGCCAGAUAUCCGUGAGAAGAAGUCGCAUGCGUUCAGUCAGCCAGUCAGGAUCACAAGUCUCAGAUGCCUCCUUUGGUUCCUCAGUUAUCAAGAGGAACAAUACCAACACUUCAUUUCAGGGCAGUGAUAUGUUGCAUAUGUCCCGUGAAUCCCUGAGCACAGACAUAAAUGGAGAAGGAAGGCCUGGCUUCCUCUCCUCCUCUCCUAAGCCAACCCGUAAGAAGAUCAUCCCCUCCCUUGCCACCAUCAAGUCCUCCUCUUCCACGUCAAGUCACCACUCCAGCCGUGUCCACCCUCAGAAUGACACAGAUCCACUAGUGAUGAAAGUCUCGGAUCUUCAGGUGGACACUGAAGUGAAUAAAGAUGACAAAGGAGCAGGAAGCCAGCCAAGGGUGGGUUCCGCACACAGCAUUGCAGACUCUACAGCCUCUGCCAUAGCAUCAAUCUUCACCAUACAGACUGCUGAGAUGCAAGAGGGAGACAAGGGAGAGGGAGUGGUGGAGGGUAGUGACUCACCCAGGGAGCCAGACCCAAGUGAGGGUGAUGCAGAAAGACCAUCCAGUGCCCAAGGACCUCAGGAGAAUGUUGCUGUGGAGGCUGCCAGAGAGAUGACACCUGUAGAAGACGCACCAAAGGAUGAGAAUGUCCACUGAAUGAUAUCACAGUCAGAAGUGGGAAGUGUGACCCAAGGUGACCAAGACCACCGUCCAGUGAUAUGCAGGUCAUCUCGGCCAUCUCUUCUAAAAAUGAAACCCAAGACUGAACUUUAUUCCUAUCUGUUGCCUUUCAUGUGGGAAGAUGAUGUGACUGUGGGUACUUCCUCAUCAUUCAUCACUCGUCCCUGACCACUGAGCUGCCUUUUCAAACAUUUCAGUGUCUUAUUGACUUUAAACUGGCCUUAGUGGAAAUUGCUGGGAUUUUCAAGUGUUUUCAUGAUUCUAGUGAUAGUUUAACUAGGAUUAUUCAUCAUUAAUAAGAAAAUAUGUAUGAGAAGUUGAGAACCCAACCUGUUAUGUCUAUGGCCUUUGAAAAAUAAUUCAUGUGAAAACAUUUCAAGCAUUUAGACAUUUCAAAAUACAGCCCAUAAGUCAUUGUCUCUCUCACAAACAAGUCUUCUGUGUUUUCUAGGUCACAGUUAUACUUUUUGUACUUGUACCUGACCUGUACAUAUCAAUGUAAGAGUGCCAUUAUAGGACUUAACUAUUUUUUGUACAUUGUCUGCCUUCUUGCGCAGAUUUAAAGAUGCAGCGUUGCCAUCACUGCUCCCAGAGUGUUGUGAAGGUGACUUGAAGGGACUGGCCAAUGGGACUGAGAUCUCCUCCAAUGUAUUUUUAUCCCUUGUUGAUUUAUUGACAAAACAAAUUAUACUUAAAAUAGAACAAAAAACUACAUUAUUACAUUUAAACACUUUUCUUUUGUACAUUGUUGAGGACAACUUCAUGGUUCACUUAAAAAUUCUAAAGUAUGUCAAGAACGCAAUUGCCUGAUCCCUUUGAAUGAACUUUCUCAUUCCACAAAUUAUCCACACUUUCCAAUUCUGUUAUUGUAUAUUUGUCACAAAGGUGAACAGCCAGCUGAUGCUCCACCAACAUGUUGUUCUGUCUGCACUUGAACACCGUCACAUAGACCAACUCUAUCUUUGGUAGGCGUGCAGCUCCACCUCUUUUGAGACUGUAACAUCAGCCUUAAUCUCAAGAACAAUUUGGAUUGGUAGUCAGAUAUAUACUCAUCAGUCAUAUAUAAAUUGUGUACUUUUAACAUCAGAUUGAGAUCUGUUAAUUAUUUAUUUUAAUUUUAUUUAUUUUUAUUUAUUUAUUUAUUUAUUUAUAUUUUUUUCAUUGAUAAGCAUUCCAUAAUCAAUGUAGUAGUGCAGCACAAUGUUUAACUUUCUCUCAUGCAUUUCAUUAGUUGCUGAUGCUAUCAUGGCAUUGUCCAUUAAUAGUAAUGUAUGUUAACUUCAUAAAAAACUGUGUAUUGCAUUUUCAUUUUUCAGCAUCUUCAGCAUGUGGUCAAUAUAUAAAGUGAAGAGCAAGCAACUGAUUGGGCCUCUUUGGCAAACACCAACAGAUGACUCAACUACCGCUAACUUCAUGACAUUUGUUGUGCACAUGUACAUUACAUUUAUUGCUUUGAUCGUUAUCUUUCUACAUCCCAGUCAUCUAAGGCUUAAUCAGCUAUCUCUAAAUGUCUGGGGGCCUGAUUGCAUGCUGUACUAAAAUUAGCAAAUAGUACAUAAUAUUUUGUUUUCUAAUAUCUGGCAUUAUCACAAUAAUCUUAAGAUGGCAAUUUGCUCAAGACAUACUCUGUUCUUAACACUUGCUCUACAUUUCUCUAUAUUCUCCUAUAGUCUAGGUCUGUUCAUUAUCAUGGUAACAUUAAGUAUAGCUAAGGUAUCCAUUACCCUAAAAUGUCAAUAGUUCCUGCACAUCAUAGUUACCUGACUUAAACAAAAGCACUAGUUUAAUGUAGCACCAUAGUGCAGGGCAGCACAUCACAUUAAACUGCAUCAAGGAUAGCCAAGUUAAGUAGUCACUAAACAAAAGCACUAGUUUAAUGUAGCACCAUAGUGCAGGGCAGCAUAUCCCAUUAAACAGUGCAUUAAAGAUAGCCAAGCUAAGUAUUCACUAAACAAAAGCACUAGUUUAAUGUAGCACCAUAGUGCAGGGCAGCAUAUCCCAUUAAACAGUGCAUUAAAGAUAGCCAAGCUAAGUAGUCACUAAACAAAAGCACUAGUUUAAUGUAGCACCAUAGUGCAGGGCAGCAAAUACCAUUAAACAGUGCAUUAAAGAUAGCCAAGCUAAGUAGUCACAGAUAUAACAAGUACAUUUAGGAGGCUAGACACAUUCCUGUGUUACUUACAUACAUUCUUGUUGAGAUCUUUCAUUAUCUGGUCAAACUCAUUCAUAGGAAAUGGGCCAUCAUAAAUAAGUAUGUAUGGUAGGCUUCCAGUCAUUAUCAUCAGUUUCAUCUGAGUUAUUUGUCUGUUUGGUGGAUUGUGUAGUCUCUCAAAAUGUUCUUUACACUGCUCAUCUGGAGGUUUUUCUCAUGCAUAUUCAAAUUGCAAGUUGCCUUUCCAGUUAAUUUUCAUAUUAUCUUAGUCCUGUCUGUCUGUGUUGGGUUCCUUUCUAAGUUUGCUCAUGACUCGCACAUCAUAUGGUGUUUUUACAUGUGCAGUCUGUGAUGGUGGUGCAGCCCGAUAUUCAGUCAUCAUGUUCUCUUUAUCUCCAUUGUUGUGGCACACACUCUUCUGUAACUUGGGCCACACCAAUUGUUGAUAGUACAAUUCUCCUAGCCUUGAUGACCCUGUUAGGACCUCCCUCACCACCGCACAGGCUCCUCUGUCCACAUCCAAAGCAACACACAGUGGUGCAUGGUCAGACCUCAACUUCUUGUUUUAUCAUUAGUCUUUUUGUUAAGGUUAAAGAGUUCUGUUAGGUAAUGAGACAAAGUUUUACAUAUAAUAGUUACAUUGUCCAGGACACCUUCCCCUAGCUAGAAAGAUGCCUGACAGGUAAACAGGUGACUUAAAUUCUUAGGAUUGCUGUCAAAUGUUUUGAUGGAAUGUUUUGACAAACUUAAUUGAAAUAAGUGGUUAUUGUUGAUGUGGUGUAUCCACUAUAAUGAUGCAUAUGCAUUGUGCUGUUACUGUGUACAGUUUGUAUCACUUGUUUGUCUGAACCUGUGAUCUUCAUAUGGAACAGUUCUUGGUACGGAGAUCAUUUGCAGUGAAAUACAGUGGUACCUUGAGUUGUAAGUUGAAUUUGUUGCAGAAUGCCACUCAUAACUCAAAAAAUUUUUCCAGAGAAAGUAAUGAAAAUCCAUUUAAUCCAUUCCACAUUCCCAAAAAUAUUACAAAAUCAAUCAACAUGACAUUUUACAGAUAAUAUAAGUAAAUUUCUUAACAAAAACAAUGCUAAAUAAUAUAAGACAAAUCACUACAAUAAAGUAAACAUUAAAGACGAAUCAAACAACUGUCUGUCCUUGUGAGCUCAACAACAUAGACACUACAGUUGUAUCUUUCUGUGAUAUUAGUUUUUGUGAUGAUUGGGAUGUCCUUUCUCUUCUUACAAGAAUCAUCCUUAGCAGCUAGCUCCUCCAGGGGAAAUCAGGGAAAUCAUGGUUUAUGUAAAUAAAGCACAUGGCUUAUGUAAAUAAAGCACAAUUGAGCAAGGUGCAAUUGUGUGGUCAUUUUCUCCAUAAGAGCACAAGUGCUGAAAACAAUGAAUGUGGAUAAAAUUCUCUGCCUGAUCAAAGAGGUGCUCAGUAUUUGAGAGAAACAGAUCAGAUAACAAAAGAAAUUAAAUAAGUUUGUGUCAGAGCAACCAGGUUGCUGCUGAGUACUUGUAUAUUAUGAGGUAUCUUCUGCUUGUAACCCCAAUUACUAACAACCAGGGGUACUUGCAAUCCAAGGUAUCACUGCAUUAGAGUUGCACCUCUCAAAAAAAAAAAAAAAAAGACUAAGAUACUCAUCUAAUAGUGCUUUCGUGACAUUGACUGUGAUAUUUUUUUAGUAUGCCAGCUGUACCAAUAACUAUUCCUACUCACCUUUUUCAAAUGUAUCAAAAUACCAAUACAGCCUUAUCAUAUCACAUCAAUAUUCAACAUAAAAUCUUACUAUUUAUAUCCACCAUGAUGCAUUCUGUUGUCUUCUUGUGAGGAUGUAUUAGAAUUUGAGAGGGAUUGGUAGAAAUAAAAGGCUGGGCAUGCAUUGAA